Molecule: messenger RNA, 679 nt
Organism: Dufourea novaeangliae
Lineage: Eukaryota; Metazoa; Arthropoda; Insecta; Hymenoptera; Halictidae
Product: calcium and integrin-binding protein 1-like
Exons: 5
Coding region: 1-555 (184 amino acids)
Molecular function (GO): calcium ion binding
Source: RefSeq, a predicted model, not a curated record
AUGGGAAUAGGUAAAAGUCAAUUUACUGAGGAAGAACUACAAGAUUAUCAGGAUUUGACGUAUUUUACGAAAAAAGAAGUUUUACAUGCACAUCAAAAGUUUAAGGCUCUUGCUCCAGAAAAAGUUGGUCACAAUAGAAAUGCCAAACUUCCUGUGUCAAAAAUCUUACAAUAUCCUGAAUUAAAAGUAAAUCCUUUUGGAGACAGGAUUUGCAAAGUUUUCAGUUCUAGUCAAGAUGGAGACUGUACUUUUGAAGACUUCUUGGAUAUGAUGUCAGUUUUUAGUGAUGCAGCUCCGAAAGCUGUAAAGGCUGAACAUGCGUUUAGAAUAUUUGAUUUUGAUGGUGAUGAUAUGCUUGGCAUUGGAGAUUUGAGACAAGUAGUCGAUAGACUUACUGCACCUCAGAGAUUGAAUGAAACGGAUAUGCAACAAGUUCUUCAGUACAUACUUGAUGAAGCGGAUUUAGAUGAUGAUGGUGCAUUAAGUUUUGCAGAAUUUGAACAUAUUAUAGAAAAAAGCAACGAUUUCUCCAUGAGUUUUUGCAUACAUUUAUAAAGUAUCAAAUACUAUAAAACAAUGAAUGAUUACCAUAAGACUGAAUGUUACAUUAGUGUAAAAACAUGUACCAAUAGGCCUAAUCAUUUUUACACUAAAAAAAAGGUGAGUUUCAGAAUUUGUA